UUAACAAGUUCACUAAAUUUGUCUUGAAGGCUAAACUCCGAAGUGGUACGUUGGCAUAUGAAUUUCUUGUUUUAUUUUGUAUUUACGUGUAAAUUAUGUUAUACGAAUUGGCCAUGAGGUUAUUCUGUUCGUGACUCUAACGGCCCCUCUAGUACGAGGAGUGUCGGUAAGCUAAAAAGCUGUACUCACUUUAACCAAUAAUUUAAAUGUCAGAGAAGUUAUUGAAUUAUUCACAAUGUUAGGAUUCACAUUCAAAGAAGAUACAGAUGCUGACAGAGUGGUGUUAGUUAUGAAGGUGCUUAGUGCCGCUUUUUACGCCGUAUCUUCAUUUAUGAUAACGGUGGUCAAUAAAACCGUGCUGACCUCAUACGCGUUUCCUUCUUAUCAAGUAUUAGGCAUUGGACAAAUGUUAGCGAUAAUUAUAGUUUUAUGGGUAAGCCGUGCCAUAAAAAUUGUUGAAUUUCCGACGCUGGAUCGUGGAGUUGCACAGCGGAUAUGGCCUUUACCAGUGAUAUAUUUGGGCAAUAUGGCAACAGGCCUUGGAGGAACAAAAGAGCUAAGUCUUCCAAUGUUCACGGCUUUACGCCGCUUUAGUAUUCUAAUGACAAUGAUCUUAGAGCGAUUUGUGCUAGGAAUCAAAGCCUCAUGGCCAGUUAAAGCAAGUGUGAUGGCCAUGGUCGGAGGAGCAUUACUAGCUGCUGCUGAUGAUGUCACAUUCUCAUGGUCGGGAUAUACUCUUGUUCUUCUGAAUGAUGGAUUUACUGCAGCAAAUGGUGUAUACAUGAAGAAAAAAUUGGAUUCCAAGGAAUUAGGUAAAUAUGGAUUGAUGUUCUACAAUGCACUCUUUAUGAUAGUUCCAGCUGCAAUAGUAGCAUGGUGCACUGGUGAUUUAAGACGCUCUGUAGAUUAUCUGCAUUGGUCUGACUCACUGUUUGUGCUACAGUUUCUUAUGUCUUGUGUGAUGGGUUUUGUCCUCUCAUACAGUGUUAUGUUAUGUACACAAUAUAAUAGUGCAUUGACAACAACAAUAAUUGGGUGCUUAAAGAAUAUUCUGGUAACUUAUUUAGGUAUGAUCAUUGGAGGAGACUAUGUUUAUUCAUGGCUGAACUUUGUUGGAUUAAACAUAAGUGUUCUUGCAAGUUUAUGGUACACCUAUGUUACUUUUAAACGUAAACCAACUUCAUAUGCUUUACUAAAUGAAGCAAAUAGCAAAGUUGAUACAGUUUAAAGAUAAUAAACAACCUACUUGUAUAGUAACAAUGGUUGACACCAAAGAGUUGUGGUCAAGAGUAAUUAAAAACUAAAAAUAUUUUUUCUUUGUGGCCAUGUAGAAUUAGAUAAGUUAUUUUGUGUACAUAUAUACUGUAGAUACUUAAAAUCAAGUAAAAUUAUGCAUUUAUUUACUGUUGAUUUUUCAUUUGAUAUUAAAAUAUGACUUGUUGGACGUUUCAUUUCAGUUACACAGCUUUCUUAGUUUUUUUAAAAGCUUUGAGUACAGUUUUAGUUCAAAGAGGAAACUUUAAGACAACUUUCCUUUCCUUAAGUAGAAGCUUUUUGUGAAUAGGCAGCCUUUAUAUUUUGACUCUGUUGUGUAUCAUAGUGAGAAAAGUCAUUUUUACCCAGUUACUUUUUAAUUUGACCGCACUAAAAUUUUAGAAGUCAUUGCAUAGCUAUGUAAGAGAUUUGCCAUUAAUCAUAAAUAUUACUUUUGAAUAUUAUUGUUAGUGUUAAAUAUUUAAAUAGAAGUAUUAUGUAUAUAUAUAUAUAUAUAUAUAUUUUUUUUUUCUCCUUAGAACUAUUUAUGGCUAUCACUAUACAUUUUAUAUUCAUAAAUAAAUUGAUAAGAACUAGGUAACAGUAGCAUCACAAAAAAAAUAAAAAGUAGAAAUAUCAGUAUAAAUCCUAAAAAUUAAGUCAUACUUAAAAUGAAAGCAAUAAAAACACAAAAAAAUGUUAUUUAUAAAUGGCCAGGACCAAUCAAAAUUAUCAUUAUAUUCAUUAUCUAAAUAUUACAUAAUAAUUAUAUGAGAGUAAAUAAAAAUAUAUGAUAAAAUUAUUUGACACCAUUUUAUAAUCUUUAAGUAAAAUAAUUUUAGAUUACUAAGCACACAUGGUUUCAGAUGUGAUAUAAUUAGUUUUAAGUUAAUGUAAAAUAAUGAACAAUUCAUACUAUCAGUUUCAAUUUGUAUUAAUAAUUUAACUAUGUACAUCUACUAUCAGUAAUUUAGUAAAGAUAAUGUAUUAUUACAAGAAACUUUUUUUGCAAGAUUGAAGGACAAACAUUAUUUUUAUUUUUAUUGUUAUUUUUUAAAUUACGAACAACUUGUUAUUAUACGUUUUGUAAUAUAUUAUUGUAUCGUUUGUAAUAGGAUAAUAGUUUUGCAAGUUAUCAGGUUGCUAAUGCGCAAAUAAAGUUCUACAUAUUUAAAUAAUGAUUCAUUCAGUUACAUUUAUGAAAUGCGAGUAGUGCUGAUUUAACUCUUUGUACAAUUCACUGCACUAUUCAUUCAUUUAAAAAAAAUGGCUUUGUAAAGCAUAUGAAUAUUAUUUUGCAAUAGUUAUGUAUAGGAGUAAUGUCAGUUAGUUGUAACACCAAAAAUGUGGAGCCACUGUAAUAAGGUUCCAACAACAUUGACUUCUACUAUUGCCUACAUCUCAGUCAGUUAGAACCCAGAAAAGUAUUGGAUUUCUAUUAGUAUAUAACGACUGUAGACUAUAAAGGUAGAAAAUACAUACAGCUUUUAUAUAUAAAUUACCACUAGGCAUAUACGCUAUAUAUAUAGUUAUGUAGAUCAACCACUUUAAAAUUGUAUAUAAGUAUUUUAACUUAUUCAUUUGUGACGUUAUUUUACUCUAAAAGCUAGUCAACGUGUCCUUUCUCUACAAGUGCAUAAUAUGUAGGUCUCAAUUACUUACUGAGAUUAGCCAAGUUUGUUAAGUAGGUUGUCCCAGUUUUAACAAAGAAUCUUCAACCAAGAGGCCCGAUAAACAAGCUUUUGGGAGCUUUGAAUCACAACCCAGAUAAUAAUUGUCUACUGGCUGGUACACCGAACUUUAAUAAAGCAGUGAAAAACAUGUUAUAAUAUUAUUAUUUUAAUUUUAUAUGGGUGGCGGAUAAUUGUAAAGUAAUAUUUCAUCAAUGUCCUCAUUGAAUAUAUUGGUGAGAUAUUACUGUUUUAAAAUUUGUCUAUAAGGUUAAAAAGUUAUACAUGAAAUAAAUAUUGUGACAUUU
Pieris rapae (cabbage white) is the source of this 3232-nucleotide messenger RNA. RefSeq names its product UDP-sugar transporter UST74c (gene frc). The transcript has a single exon. Gene Ontology annotation, cellular component: Golgi apparatus. The record is from RefSeq and is a predicted model, not a curated record. Gene Ontology annotation, molecular function: antiporter activity; GDP-fucose transmembrane transporter activity. Bases 236 to 1228 code for a protein of 330 amino acids. Lineage: Eukaryota; Metazoa; Arthropoda; Insecta; Lepidoptera; Pieridae.